CCUCCCCAGGGCACGUGCGCUCAGGUAGGCUCAGAGCGCGUCUUUACCUGAACGGCUCGGUGGAAGAAAUCGGUUUAAAUUUGUAUUCGAACACUUCAAACGUUUGGAACGCCGUUUUCUUAAAACAUGCCGUUUUGAAAACGUUCUAAACUGUCAUUCAGUUCCAAGACGACCGUUGAGCACGCGGCUAUUUAUACAGGGCUCGGAAGGAAACGGAGGAAACGCGCGCGUCACUUCGCUCCAACAAGUCGCUAAGAAACGGCUCCGCGUUUCCACAGAGCAGCAGCGCCGCUCAGCCUCAGCCUCAGCCCGGAGCCGACAGGAGGCUUAUAUGACGGCCUUUCACACCUGAAACGGCUCGGUGUUGUUCUGGGGUUUGGACUGAACUGUAGGAGAGGAUUUCUGAGCGGUGAACGAUGCGGGCUGAGCUCAGUGGUGUCACCGUCUUCACUGCUCUGCUCCUGAGUGGCCUCACAGUCGGUUCUUCGUUUGCACUCCCGGCUCCUUCCAAUGUGACUAUAACAUGUGACAGUUAUGGUGUAGUGGUGGCCUGGACCUCCUCAGGUCUCAGUGAAAAUGCUUCCUUCACUCUACGACUGAUUUCAAACAAUCCGUCUCCGGACAUUUUCAUCAAUACAAGUAGUCAUCAAUGCAACAUAUCGGAGCUGCUGCAGGAUACAGGGUUCAAUCACUACCUUGUGGAAGUAAAGGCCAGGGAUGGCGAAUACGAAUCACCGUCUGCAGAUUCAAAGAAAUUCUCUUUCAAUCUUCUACAAAAUGCAGACAUUCACUGUAACCUUACGUUCCCUCCGGUUGACUUGAUUCCUGGAGAACGCCAGCUGUUUUUUAGGUUCAGCAACCCUUUACAGGUGUACAGACACACGCCUGCUCUGCGCAACCUCACUGCUGCGGAAAAUCUGCGUUACUCUGUUUUCAACAAGGAGGCAAGAACCGAAAGAACCGAAUACACUAACUUUAUUCCACAGUUUGAGUGCACUCCUGAGUCGAAAACAUGUGAGGGUAACGUGUCAUUCCCGGAAGAGCAAGAGGAAUACUGUGUGGAACUCUCUGGAUUUAUCAGACAAACCAAACUCGAGGAAACAAAACAUCUGUGUUAUCGUGGCAGCCUUAGGCCCAGUGUACCAAUCCCUAUAUACCUCAUUCCACUCUUCAUUUUUCUAGCGUGUUGUGCGUUAUCUUUGGCCUUCUUUCUGGCAAAGGUAAUCAACAGGAAAAUGAAGGAGAGAAGUCUCUCCAAUUUACCAGGCUUUUUGAAGGACAAGAUCCCAAACCUGAUCAAGCCCUUAAUCCCGGAUCCUGAAUGUGUUGAGAAAUAUCUGCAAGUAACACCUGUCACUAUAAUUCCCAACAACGAUGAUAUAUCAAGAAGCUCUAGCCCACCCGACCCUAGACCUCGCUAUUCCUUUGGUCAAGAUGACUUUAGAAAGGAACCAGAAGGCGGUGAGGUGGAAGAAAACCAUACAGGUCCUUACGGUAAUGGAGCAGAGAUGUCAACUGGUGGCUUGUCGUCAGGUUACGACAGACCUCAUGCCCUCAUUGAAAUUAGCCCCGGGGACACUGUGGAUGCCUACACAACUCGAAGGGCUUUGUGAGAUAAUUGAUAGUCUAAAAUCUACUGGAGCUCCAUCUGCUAGGAAGAACAUACUGACAAAAAGACAAAAAAGAAAUUAAACUUUUGGUGGAACUUUGUGAUGCAAAGAUGUAGAUUGUGGGGCUGCAACUGAUGAUCGUUUUACUGGUUUGGACCCUUCCUUCAGCGUGUGAUGGUAGUGUGAGAGACUGAAUGACUGAGGGAAGAGAUCUUGGGAGGAUUUCUGCUUUAAGCUUGAAGGCUGGAACUCCUGUGAGAGAGUCGGUGUCAACAGUUGGGAGACUAAAUCGAGUAGUGUGUCUGUUUUUCGGCCUCCCGAUCACAUUCAGACCAGUCGGAGACCAUCAAAUGUUUGUUUUUUUCCAGCUGACUCUUGAGCAUAAUCUCAACGACUCAGUUACAACAAGCUCCUCCAGCAGCCACUGAAAACUGAGCUCACACAAAAAGAAAAAUAAGAAGAGACAUGCAUAACAAAGCUUUUUAAUGAACUGCGUUUAAUUCAUGUACAUCUAAAACUCUAAAAACUACCACACCAAUCACAUCUUUAUAUCCAUGAUCCUCACUUAAAUGUUUCUUUACUGUGGCAGCACAAACAGAACAGCAGGCGCUCCAUGUUUGUUUAUUUGCGUCUUCCAAUAACACGAGUUUGGUGAGGUUGCUUCGAGUCAGUAAGAGCUUAAAAGUUGUAGUGUGUGAUCUCCAAUAUUUCAGUUGACCAAAAAAAUCUGCAGAAAACAGUCUGAUAGUGUGAGAUGCCCAGUCUUUUUAUAAUCUGUGAGGACUGUAAAAGUCAUGUAGUGUAUCCAAGACUACAGUAGACA
Molecule: messenger RNA, 2433 nt
Organism: Colossoma macropomum (tambaqui)
Lineage: Eukaryota; Metazoa; Chordata; Actinopteri; Characiformes; Serrasalmidae
Gene: ifngr1
Product: interferon gamma receptor 1
Exons: 7
Coding region: 417-1613 (398 amino acids)
Molecular function (GO): protein binding
Source: RefSeq, a predicted model, not a curated record